Messenger RNA from Paramecium octaurelia, 448 nucleotides. The record is from the annotation of a GenBank genome assembly. Lineage: Eukaryota; Ciliophora; Oligohymenophorea; Peniculida; Parameciidae.
UCACGAGAAAGAAUGUGGUUAGAACUAAAUGUAGACAAAUCGACUAUUUAAUGAUUAGAAAAAAUAUAGAUUGGUAAUAUGGAAUGACGGAAUAAUUGAGUCAUUUUAUUAAUUUCUCUGAUCAUAAACCUUUAACUACUUCAAUUGUUAUACCUAAAGAAGCCUUGUUUAAAAUCCCUGUCAUCAAUACAAAAUUGCUUAAUCAACACCUAUUUCUACUCAAAGAAAAACCAAAAAAAAAUUUUGACUAUAUGAAAAUUUGCAACAAUCCCUCUUUCUAUGGAGUAAAAUACAUAGAUUAUGAGAUUAUAAUCAAUAAAAAAUUCAGUGAAUCCAUAGAAGCUACUAAAGCCUUACUUUCUCAAAAAAAUCAAAAGAGUUUUAUAACCUAAUACAACAUUCUAGAAACCUAAAACAUUAUAAAAAGGAAGGUUCUAUCAUGAAUUUU